CGUCCCUUGAGGGUGUGUAGACCAACUCGCUAAGCAACGAGCUGCAAACGGGCAUCGGAGCUAAAAAAAAACAGGAACCACAUUAUUAUCGAGUGUCUUUGCAAUGUUCCCGACGAUAAUUCUUCACCGUUUUUAUUGAUCUCAUCGAAGUCGCCGUCUCUCCAGACAUCGGCUACAGAAAACAAACAAGAAAUUAAUGCAUCUUGCUGCGCGGUGCUGUUUGUUUUGACCUGAUAUUAGGGAAUCCUGCAAGAGGGAUUAGCGGUCCGUCAAUGAGGAACUACCGGCUCAUCUUCUGCCACAACCUGAAGCAGCCAUAGAUGGUUUGGUGGUUCACUGGCUAGAGGAGGAGAGCAUAGGACACACUUUCACUGCUACACGACGUGAGGUCUUGGCGGGGUCGUGGUGAGGAGGAGGAGGCCAUGAGGAAGAGCGUGUCUCCGUUGCCAGGCAACGAGGGCGGGAGCUCAGCGAGCACCUCGCGUGUUUUUGGCGUUCAUCUGGAGGAUGUGACGCGCACGCACACCAUCAGCGGCCACGAGGUUCCUGCACUGGUGAAACACAUCGUCGACUACAUUGAGGAGCAUGGUCACCUGGACCUGGAGGGGCUCUUCCUUGUUAAUGGCAACGCCGAGCGUGUGGAUUGGCUGCGGCAGCGUUACGACAGCGGGGAGGAGGUGGAGCUGGAGAAGGAGGCGGACCUGGCGUCAGCGGUCAGUUUGCUGCGGCUCUUCCUGCAGGAGCUUCCUGAGCCCGUCAUCCCAACCGCAAUACAGGGACACAUCCUGCAGCUCCACCAAGAUUACAGUAAUGAGGAGGAGCUGUUUAGAAACCUGAAGUACCUGCUGCAGCAGCUCCCGCUCCUCAACUACGGCCUGCUGCGCUUCCUCUGCCGCUUCCUCACCAGCGUCGCUUCCCUUCAGCAGGAGAGCUGGAACAUCGGGACGCUGGCCGCUGUCUUCGGACCUGACAUCUUCCAUCUGUCAACAGAAGGAGAGGACCUCCGAGACCAGGAGUCUGUCAGCAGAGUUUUAGCCGAGCUGUUAGACAACCAAGAGGGCCUGUUUGACUCGGAGGAAGAUGACGUCUCCACCACCAACGACUACAGCUCCAUCAAUGAACAGAUCACAGAGCUGUUGGACGAUGAGAAGUGCGAGGCUGAAUGUGAAGAGCUGCCUCAGGACGGAGAGGAGGGUCCUGUCUCCUCUGACUCACCCCAACACACAAACACUGAUGACAGCCCCACAGACAGCUCCCACCUCUCCCCCAUAUCCAUCCUCCCUGCUGACUCUGCUCAGAUAAUCCAUCGCACCAUCAGGGCUGCAGUGGAGCAGCACUUCUUCGAUCUGAAGACCUCCAUCGACCAAGACCUCAGCAACUAUGACAGCCAAGGGGUGAGUCCCAGUGAGCCUGCAGAUCAGGGUUGCCAUGGACCCGAAGAGCAACAAACUGAGCCUGAGGACAGCCCCUGUGACACAGAGGGGGAGACCCCACUGUCAGAAUCCGAGCAGAUCAUGCAUCAAAGCCAGACACACACACAGGAUCCAUUGGACUCUGGUGCCACCCUAGAGGAGAGCUCGGGGAUGGACCUUGAUGCAGAGGCUGUCACAGACGCUGAGAACAACAUCAACACUGCCAGGCAGGACAAUCAACCCUGUGACAACAUGGAGCAAACUCAGAUUGAUAUCAUAAGCUGUGACCCGGACUUAUGCCGCUGUGAUCAAAACGCCAACACCAGCAACACCAACAGGAACCACCUGUCGCCAUGCCAACCAAACUCUGGCCAAAACCCCAACCUGCAGUUGUUCCCCGACAGCCAAUGGGAAGCGUCACCCCCCUCCCAUCUCCACCUCCCUCCCAUAGACUUCUCAUGUAUGCACCUGCAAAAAGAAGGCGAUGACCCCGUCCCGGCUUUUAAAUCGUGGCAGGACGACGGCGAGAGUGGAGAAGCGCAGCUCUCCCCUCUGGCCGGUCGCAUGGUCCGCCUCCCCUCGCUGCUCCUUGAGGAAGAAGGCGAGGAGGAAGAGGAGGAUGGAGGGCAGGACGCCUCCCCUUCCUCUUCCCGCUCCCACCCUCCCCUCCUGGCUCGACGCUUUCUCGACUUCGGGGCGCAUGGUGCCCAGAGGUUUCUCCAGCAAGACCCGGAUGCCACCUCACCGACCAAAGCACAGAGGCCGCGUCGAGCGUCAUUCGGCUCCAAAGAGGCGAUGAGAGGAGGAGACUCUGUGACGCACCAACUCACCAAGAAGCUGCAGCACCUGAAGAAGAAAAUCAAGCAGUUUGAAGAGCAAUUCGAAAAGGAGAGAAACUACAAGCCCUCUCAUGGAGACAAGGCAGCUAACCCCAAAGUCCUGAAGUGGAUGACCGACCUCACGAAGAUCCGCAGGCAGAUUAAAGGACGCCAGCACCACCUUUUACCCAGAAGCACGCUGAGGCACCAGGCUUUGCUCCAUUCAUACAGACGCCACCAUGCUCCCUCCGCCCCUUCCUACUCUUCCUCCUCCUCCUCUUCCUCCUCUAUCUGCUCACCCCCCCACCACACACUCACCCCCCCGCUCCACCCCUACUCAGGCCUGAGCUCUAGACCGUUUCUCAAUGCCAAACACCGUGCAGAGAGCGAGCUCGGCCCCCUGACUCGUCCUCGCAGCAACACUUUACCCAAGAGCUUCGGCUCCACGCUGGACCAAGGCGCUCACGACGCCGAGGUCAAAGAUCAGCAUCCCACCAGAGAGGAAACACUGGAGCAGAUCCAGCAUCGCGUCAAAGGGAAGAGGCAGGAGGACGGCUGGCCUGAUGACAUCAAGAAGAUGACCAAGGAGCAGCUGUCCUGUGAGAAGACGGUGCUUCAGAAGAACCUGCUGCACUACGAGGGGCUGCACGGGCGACCUGUGACCAGAGAGGAGCGCAUGGUGGUGAAGCCUCUCUACGAUCGCUACAGAUUAGUCAAGCAGAUGCUCACCAGAGUCAGCAUCACACCGAUCACAGUGUCCCCCUCCAGCAAGAGGCGCACUCAGACCCUGCAGCCCAUCAUCGAGGGGGAGACCGCUCACUUCUGGGAGGAGAUCAAAGAGGAAGAGGAGGAGGAGCAGAAAGAAAAAGAGGAAGGAGGAGGAGAAAAAGUGGAGAGGGAGGAGGAGAAGGAGGACGAGGAAGAGGAGGUGGAUGAGGAGGAGGAAGGGGAGAGCAGCGGUGGGGAGAUGCAGAGCUCCGAGGUCAUCAUGGCCGUCGACCUGGUGACCUCGUCCGAAGGAUCGAUGACGAGGAGCCACAGCCCGCCCGACUCCUCCAUGGGGGGGAAGAUGGAGGAGGGGUCGGGGAAGCUGGCGCUCGACCUGCGGCUGUCCAGCUCCAACGCCUCGUCCAUGCCAGAGCUGCUGGAACAGCUGUGGAAGGCCCGAGCCGAAAAGAAGAAACUGAGGAAGACCAUCCGAGAGUUUGAGGAAGAAUUUUAUCAGCAUAAUGGAAGAAACGUGCAGAAGGAGGACCGGGUGCCGCGACUGGAGGAGUACAGGGAGUACAAGAGGAUCAAGGCCAAACUCCGCCUGCUGGAGGUCCUCAUCAGCAAACAGGACUCCUCCAAAUCCAUAUAGUCCCGCCUCCUUGACACCAGCUUUCACUGCAGUCAUCCCAUUGGAGGAGGGGGUCCACAAACGCAUCGCAGGACUUCCCAGGAAGAGACACACAGACUUCACGACCUCCACUCAGUGUGCUGCAUUUAUGUCAUGGAGGGAAUUGAUUUAAAGUGACUUCAGUGGCAGUUUGCCAGGGUUUAACCUCAGGAACCUUGAGGGACUUAAAACCUGAGUUUCCCAGGGUGGAAACAAUCGACCUAACUCUGACGAUCAAAUAUAGAGACAGCAGCUGUGCGGUCAUUUAGACUGCAGCCGCAAAAUAAAAAGAGUUGAAAUCAGAAGAACGUGACGACUGUGAUGUCUCAUGAUGUUAAAAAACUAAAUCUCAAAUUGUUUUUAAAACUUUAUCGGCCCAGUUUGUGAUUUUAGCUGCUUUUCUUUUUUUAAGCUCCUCACAGUUUAGUAGGACUAUUUGCUGAAAAGUGUGAGACUGCGUUAAAAAAUCUUUAAGCAGAUUUUAAGCCUUUGAUGACUUAAAUGAUAAUAUUAGUUUGAUAAAUAUACCAUUAUUUAUAUAUGCGACUACCAUUUCAUCAGCAGUGUGGACAAAUUGUGGUUCUUUGACUUUAAUCAACCACAUUUAAAAGAGGAUUUUCUUGCUAUGACACAAAUGCAGCACCGGACAACCUAAAAUCACUUCGUCAGCCACACCUGAACGCCUCGCCGGACUGCAUUUCAUCCGAAACACACAAAGAAACACAGAAGAAAAGGAAUCUUCAUCACCAACGUGUCUGCAGACGUUGCCCUUCAUGUCCGUCACUCAUCUUCUGAGAGAAAAACAUUUUGACGUUUUAUUUUCAGGAACUUUCUUUUUGUUCUUCAUGUUUUUUUUUCCUUCUUGCUGAGGAAUUUUAUGGGACAGCUCGUGGACUGGCAUUUUAGACGCUCUUCGCUCAAGACACUCGUUCUUUCUUUGGGACGUCCCACUGUCUGAAAGUCCUUCGCCUCUCGUCAGGGAGUCACAAUCAGCGGCCUCCUCGGCGCGAGGCGAUGUUAUUUUAUCGUUGGUUAAAAUUAAUUUCACAUCCUUGACGCUUCACACCUUCUGACGGAUUUUAGAAACCAUGAUUCAGAUUCACAGUUUGCGUUUAUUCCUGUUAAAAAAACAAGUGUAUACAUAUAUGUUGGUAAGACACUGCUGUCCACGUCUUUUCUUGGAUGAAAAAAUAUGUUGUAUUCCAAUGGGAAAAAGAUUUGUACUAACUCUUAGACCCUGGAGCUGAUCGUGAAAGACUGAAUUUCCUUUUCCUUGAUUUCUAUUCUUCAGCUUUUUGUUUUAUUUUGGCAAUAUUUGUCAGUAAGAUGUACACAACUCCAUUUCCCAUGAGCCUCUUGGGAGGGGGGACUCUGCUUUUAAGUCGUCUUAAACUCAAACAAGUUUGUGUUUGUUAUUUUUGACGGCACUUAAAGGCAUCAUCGGCCUAAAGAUGCUCAGAGGAAACGAUUUAGAGAUUUUAAGAUGUAGAUGUGACAGAAAUCAUUUGGAAUAUUCUGCGUUUGUUUUUAUAUUUUGUCUCUUGACUUGUUCAGUUUGCUGCAUAGAGGUCCUGAGGGAUUAUGGGUAAUAAGUGAUGAGGAGAGGAGCCAGUAUCUGGUCCACGCUGCUGCAGUUUCUUUGAAACCAAAAGCAUGUUGGCUACAGGAAGUGGGACGGAGUUUCCUGAAUAUCAGUCAGCAGUUGCUGUGCAGCUGAAGUGACCUUUACUGAGGAGCUGAUUUAUCUCUGGGGGCUCAGAGUGUGUAGCUGUAUUUUAUCUUUGAGGUGCCAACACUGCCAGCACUGAUUUUAAACGCAGAAACUGUGUGAUCUUUUUUCACGACCUGUGAGUCAGUGCUGAGGGCCAGUUAGCACGUUAGCAUGAUGUCCUCCCUGCUGAGGAAGGGAAGGAGGUUCUCUCUGGUCUCUGUGACGUUUCAUUGCCUGCUGGCGGGUGAAAAGAGGGCAGGUGAGGAAGAGGAGGAGCUCGUCCUCGUGUUUCUGUCUCCUAUCAGACAUACGUCAAGAUGUCACAGUGUGAUUUGAAAUAUGGGACAGACACAUUUCCAACUAUCGCUGAUUUAUGGCUUUAGCGUUUGUUUCUGCAGGUGGAGUUCUAUUAUCAGAACCUCUUCGGCUUGUUACGUGUGAGACGUUUAAGGACAAUAAGAAAAACGUAAUGCUUUUUUGCGAUGUACUUUAACCUGCCUGAAUCAAAGUUGACUGCAGUCUUUUUUCUGCCAGUGGAUGGCAGAUGUGAUGGUUUGAAAUCACAGUGUUGAAUGAGACAGGAGUUUUUGUGAGUGCUCGUCAAGAGGGAGGUUUGUGAGGACGUGGAGGUUCGUAGGGUUGAUGUAAAAAGAUGUUAUUUGCACAGCAUUCACAGAAUGCAGCCCUUUGUGUUUUUUCAUUUGUUAUUUCUAAAAAUGAAGCACUACUUCUAUACAAAUAUAAAUAUAUACUGUACAUAAAAAACACCCGAAGGAAUGAAUGUCAGAAAUGUUUAAAUUAUUUCAAACAUUAUGUUUGGCCCCCUUUGGUUCAAUAUAUUUGUGAUGCCCUGAGAAUGUGUUUUUUAUUAUUAUAAAUAUUGCUAUUACUAUCAUAACCUUCAUUUUGUGUGAUAUUGACAAUAAUAACCCUUUUGUAUCUACUCAGAAACUGUAAAGCAGCUGUAGAAGUUAGUCUGGCACUGUGUGGCUGAUCGACCUGAACAUGCUCCGUUUCCUGAUUUAUUUUUGUCGCUGUGUAAAAUAAGCUAAUCUAGAAGCAGUACUGUAUUGAGCUUGCAUGGCAAACAGAACAUAAUAGUAUGAAUAACUUGAUGUAUUGUUUAUAUUAUUUGUGCCAUGAAGGAUCAGCAAUAAUAAAAGUUUGCGUGGAGGUUGUACAGUAUCGGGUCCUGGGUAAUGUGUGGGAUAGACUUUGAGUGUGUGAAUAUUUGAGGUACAACACUUUUCCAGCCUGACACACACACACACGGUCACACACUCUACUUAUACAGCUUGUUUUUACCACUGCUGUCAGCAUAAUGUUCAUGUUGGCGCUGCUGAAAAACCAAAAUAAGAAUCUGAAAGAUGGAGAGGGAUUGAAAAGCGAAUGACAGAAAACAUUCCAGUUUUUAUCAUCAUUUUAAAAAACGAGAAAUCCAUCUUCGAUGUCUGAAGGGCUUUUCUUUCAAUUUGUAACUUUCUUUGAGUCAAACAAGACGAGCAGUUGAUAUGUUUGGCGCCUCAGUUUCUUAAAAUCGACUCUGUUUUACAUUGUGCCUGCAACACAGUGCUAAUAGUCACGUUGUGAACUGUAAAUGUAUUCUGUCGGUGUACAGUUUCAUCACACACACUUUCCCCUCUGACAUGCAUGUUUGUUUUAGACACCUGGAGCUCACAGCAGACGUUUCUGUCAAAGGUGUCCUGCAGGAAAUGUCAAAGAAAUGAUCAGUUUUUUGGUCAAAACGGCAGAAGACGAGCUAAAAGAUAUAUUUUACAAGUGUGUAAAGGGACUUUUGAGUCUUUAAAUCUUUAAAAUUUAAAGGAGAAAUCGUCGUGUUGCUUUCAGGUGUGAUCAAGAAAGUACGAAAUCGGAUACUUCUUGACAUCUUUGAUACUGAGUUUGCUGUAAUUUGCUUUAACGUGAGAGUUGGUCUACAUGUGAUACUGUGUUUUAUCACAUCGAUAUAUUGUAUGUGCGUAUGUAUCUAUAAAUGUUUUCUUACUUUGUGAAUGCUUUUUUUCUGUUUUUUCUCCAUUAACAAAACAAUGAAAAAAAUACAAUCAGUAAAACAUUUACACGUGAAAAAUAAAAUUUACAAGCUUGCCACA
Eleginops maclovinus (Patagonian blennie) is the source of this 7430-nucleotide messenger RNA. It is a transcript of the gene fam13b, whose product is annotated as family with sequence similarity 13 member B. Gene Ontology annotation, biological process: signal transduction. NCBI's taxonomy places the organism in Eukaryota, Metazoa, Chordata, Actinopteri, Perciformes, Eleginopidae. Bases 423 to 3590 code for a protein of 1055 amino acids. The record is from RefSeq and is a predicted model, not a curated record. The transcript has 24 exons.